AGGACCCCCAUGUGACCCCCCCCACCCCCCCAGACUCGGUUCACUCCCUCACCUGUGCCCUGAUGCUGCUGAACACGGACCUGCAUGGGCAGCACUUGCGCCGGUCCAUGACCAGCUCUGAGUUCGUGUCCAACCUCAGUGGGAUGAACGAUGGGCAGGACUUUCCCAGGGAGCAGCUCAAGGCUCUUUACAGCUCCAUCCGCAGCAAGAAGUUGGAGUGGGCAACGGAGGAGGAGGAAGAGGAGGAAGAGGCUGGGGGAGGGAAGAAGAUCCUCCCCCAAAUCCCCGAGCUGCCAGGGGGAGCUGUGACCUUCCGCAGGGGGUGGUUGGCCAGAAAGGUCCUGGCAGAGGCUGAUGGCAAGAAAAGUGAGUCUGGGGGGAUUUGGAGGGUUUGGGGUACAGGGGGAGGAUUUGGGGUGGGUUAGAGGGUACAGGAAA
Empidonax traillii (willow flycatcher) is the source of this 438-nucleotide messenger RNA. RefSeq names its product PH and SEC7 domain-containing protein 1-like. Gene Ontology annotation, molecular function: guanyl-nucleotide exchange factor activity. The transcript has 4 exons. The record is from RefSeq and is a predicted model, not a curated record. The coding region runs from base 63 to 425 and encodes 120 amino acids. Gene Ontology annotation, biological process: regulation of ARF protein signal transduction. NCBI's taxonomy places the organism in Eukaryota, Metazoa, Chordata, Aves, Passeriformes, Tyrannidae.